UGCGCGCCACUGUGUGUAGUAUUAAUUGAACCUUCGAAGAAUGUGUGUUGUCUUAUGAAUAUUAGUGUGUUACUGGUCGAUAAAGAUAAAUUGAUAACAACGCAACGGAAAUUAGGUAACCUUAUAUUGGAUCACGCGAAUCACAGACUUUACUCAGUUCACCGAGUGAUUUCUCAACCUUGGCUUUUAUCCUCUAACAUUAAUUCAAAAAACCGAUUCAGGACGAAUAUGAACCCUCCAAACCCAAAAUUUGUUUACCCCUUCAAGAGACCGUGGAUGAGGGAAAACGGUGCGGCAGCUCCAGCCGCAGGAAAUACAGGGAUUAAAGGAAUUAUUGCAGGUGGUAUUACUGGAGGAAUCGAAAUUUGUAUAACCUUUCCUACUGAAUAUGUCAAAACACAGCUCCAGCUGGACGAAAAGGGGGGUCAAAAGCAAUACAGUGGGAUAGCCGACUGUGUGAAAAAAACUAUGAAGAGUCACGGAUUUUUUGGUCUUUAUAGGGGUCUUAGCGUACUUCUAUAUGGGUCUAUACCAAAAAGUGCCGUAAGGUUCGGAUCAUUUGAAGCUUUUAGAAACAAGAUGGUACAGCCUGACGGCACGCUGAGCGUGUCUGGAAGGUUAUUGUGCGGUUUGGGAGCCGGAGUAAUGGAAGCUAUUUUUGCCGUAACCCCGAUGGAAACUGUUAAAGUAAAAUUUAUAAAUGAUCAGAGAAGUGCUAAUCCUCGUUUUAAGGGAUUUUUCCACGGAGUUGGCAUUAUAGUCAAAGAACAAGGAUUUGGAGGAGUAUACAAAGGUUUAACGGCAACCAUAAUGAAACAAGGUUCUAAUCAAGCCAUCAGAUUUUUCGUCAUGGAAUCCCUCAAAGACAUGUACAAAGGUGGGGAUAGGGACAAGAAGAUUCCCAAAUUAUUAGUUGGAGCAUUUGGUGCUGUUGCAGGUGCUGCUUCAGUAUUUGGAAAUACCCCCAUAGAUGUAGUGAAAACCCGUAUGCAGGGACUUGAAGCUGCCAAGUACAAAAGUACAAUAGACUGCUUCCUGCAAAUUUGGAAGAAUGAAGGCCCUUUUGCAUUUUACAAAGGAACUGUGCCAAGGUUGAGUAGGGUGUGUCUAGAUGUAGCCAUAACCUUCAUGAUAUACGACAGUUUCAUGGAGGUGUUUAAUAAAAUUUGGCCAUAAUAGGAGUUUUUCAUAGUGUUGAAUAUUUUACAAAUCUGGCUCAUGAUGUACCUGCUUCACUAAAUUGUAUUUGUGAAGUUUACUCGUUAGAAAUUAAGAAAAAUAUUAAGUGGGGUUCAAUUAGGCUCAAGAACCUUGAAUUUUUCGAACGAAAUCUUAUUCGCUAGACAUUACAAAAGCAUUUUACAUAACAUUCCAAAUUAUGUUUCAAUACUAGUCAAGCUGCCGUUGUUCAAUGUUUGUGAUUUAUAAAUAUAUAUUUUUCUAUAUUUUCUACUACAUCGUCUUGCUGCGUGAUUUAUUGUUACUGUCACUUUUUGCCUUUCAUCUUAUAUUUAUUUUCCCGGUAUCAUUAAAACAUAUUUUAUUCAAAUAUUCAAUUUUCAAAUUGGUGAAAUUUAUAGCUAUUUGUAAAUAUUUUGUAAUGAAUGUAUUCAAUGAAUUUUUACCCUGAGAUUGAAAAUGAUUUUUAUUGAGCCUAGGAAUUGGUGGAAAAUUCAUUGUAUGUUUAUAUAACAUUUGUUUCAAUUGACAUUAAACAUUAUUACUUCUUGUCUA
Messenger RNA from Leptinotarsa decemlineata (Colorado potato beetle), 1734 nucleotides. Its product is annotated as putative tricarboxylate transport protein, mitochondrial. Gene Ontology annotation, biological process: mitochondrial citrate transmembrane transport. Gene Ontology annotation, molecular function: citrate secondary active transmembrane transporter activity. The record is from RefSeq and is a predicted model, not a curated record. Gene Ontology annotation, cellular component: mitochondrion. Lineage: Eukaryota; Metazoa; Arthropoda; Insecta; Coleoptera; Chrysomelidae.